AGAGCCUUGAGGCAGAACUUCACACCCAGAGAGCUGCACCACUAAACACAGCAGUGUCUCUCAGGGGAUGGACAUACAGUAAAAAGGAAGGGAAGACUGCAGAGAAACGGUCUACAGAGGAAUCCAUCAGUUACUGGAGUCUUUCAGGUGGAGCUUUCUAGGGAUCAUCAUAUUACAUCUACACAAAAAUGAAGAGAAGCCCCUUGUCUAAGCAACAAUCAACACCCACCUUGGGGAGGGAAAUGCAGCGUCAGUUCACCAAAAUCUCGCUCCACGAGGUGGACGAGAAGGUGCGUCUCAUGGCUGAGAAGGUGUAUGCCUCAGCUCUGAAGGAAGAAGACAGUAAAAAGACCUUGUCCAUGUUCACCGUUCCCGAGGACUGUCCCAUCGGCCUGCAACAAGCAAAGGAGUGGGAAAUACGCAAAGAGUUGGCCGAGCAAAAUUCAGAGGAGUCUGUCAAGAGGAAGCAGAGUUUCAAGCUGAUACGCUCACACUCGGUGUCCUUACAGAUUCCCAACGCCUCUGAAUGGGCAAUGUCUAUCAUUUCACCUCUGCUGACCUCUUCAACAGAUGCAGAGACUGUAGCUAUCAACAUCCCAGAAUUCCAGAGGGUCACUAUCAGCGGAGACUACUGUGCAGGGAUAACAGUGGAGGAUUAUGAGCAAGCAGCUAAAACUCUGCUAACAGCACUCUUCAUCAGAGAGAAAUACUCACGGCUGGCGUAUCACCGCAUUCCUAGAACCAUCACCAGAUUUCUGAGGAGUGCCAAUAAUGAGAAAUGGAGUGAGGAGGAUGAAGUGCUGCCAGAUAUCUGCCCCUGUCCAAGUGAGGGAGAGGAUCCUUACAGUAUGGAAGACAUACCACAGAAUCUGAACUACAUCCUAAAGAUGAAGGAUGGAAUCGUACAUGUCUACGACAAUGAAGAUGCUUUAAAACAGACCAAGCCGCAAAGUUUGCCAUAUCCUGAUCUGGAAACCUUUGCUAUCGACAUGAGCCACGUCCUCGCCAUGAUCGCAGAUGGGCCAACGAAGACAUAUUGUCACAGAAGGCUUAACUUCCUGAUGUCCAAGUUCUAUCUUCACGAAAUGCUGAACGAGAUGGCAGAGUUAAAGGAACUGAAAAGCGUUCCUCACAGAGAUUUCUACAAUGUCAGAAAGGUUGAUACCCACAUUCAUGCUGCUGCCUGCAUGAACCAGAAACACCUUCUGAAGUUUAUCAAGGACACUUAUAAAACAGAUGCGGAGCGGGUGGUGAUGGAGAAGAAUGGAAAGAAGAUGACCCUCAAGCAAGUGUUUGACAGUCUGAAAAUGGACCCGUAUAACCUGACAGUGGACUCGCUGGAUGUACACGCUGGCAGACAUACGUUUCAUCGGUUUGACAAGUUUAAUUCCAAAUACAACCCAGUGGGUGCAAAUGAGCUCCGAGAGAUCUACCUCAAAGGUGAUAACUACAUUGGUGGAGAAUAUUUUGCACGCAUCAUCAAGGAGGUUGCUCGUGAUAUGGAGGACAGCAAAUACCAACAUGCAGAACCCCGUCUCUCCAUAUAUGGCCGAUCUCCUGAAGAGUGGGGGAGCUUGUCUAAAUGGUUUAUUAAGCAUAAGUUGCACUCACCUAACAUGAGAUGGAUCAUACAAGUGCCCAGGAUCUAUGACAUUUUCCGAGCAAAGAAGCUGAUCCCUAACUUUGCCAAGAUGCUAGAGAACAUCUUCCUUCCACUAUUUCAGGCCACCGUUAACCCUCAGGAGCACAAAGAAACACACGUCUUCCUAAAACACGUGACAGGGUUCGACAGUGUGGAUGAUGAAUCCAAACACAGCGAUCACAUAUUCACCUAUAAGAGUCCAAAACCCGAAGAGUGGACCACAGAGGAAAACCCACCAUACACCUAUUACCUGUUUCACAUGUAUGCCAACAUCAUGGUCCUCAACAACUUACGCAAAGAACGUGGUCUUAAUACUUUCCAGUUCAGACCUCAUUGUGGUGAGGCAGGAUCGAUCACCCAUCUGGUGUCUGCCUUCCUCACUGCUGACAACAUCUCUCACGGACUCAACCUGAAGAAGAGUCCUGUGCUGCAAUACCUGUAUUACUUGGCCCAGGUGCCAAUUGCCAUGUCACCGCUCAGUAACAACAGUCUGUUCCUGGAGUAUUCUAAGAAUCCACUGAGGGAGUUUUUGCACAAGGGCCUGUGUGUGUCUCUCUCCACCGACGACCCAAUGCAAUUCCACUACACAAAGGAGGCCCUAAUGGAGGAAUAUGCCAUAGCAGCACAACUGUGGAAGCUGAGUACAUGUGAUGUGUGUGAGAUCGCCAGAAACAGCGUCCUUCAGAGUGGUCUGUCUCAUCAGGAGAAGAAGCACUUCCUGGGGGAGAAUUAUCUAGAGGACGGACCGGAAGGAAAUGAUAUCCGCAGGACAAACGUGGCACAGAUCCGUAUGGCCUAUCGGCAUGAGACCUUGUGCAAUGAGCUCAGCUUCCUGGUGGAGGCUGUAAAGUCAGAAUGUGUGGCUACCAAAGCCCCGUAAAGAUAGCAGGAUGAUAGAUAGGGUACACCAUGGGUCUAAACAAGUGGCCUAGACAUCAUGUGAGAGUGGAAGCUGUGUCUUGCUUCAGAUGUAUUGUAGCAGACACCAUCCACCAUCGAGGCGCGGCGUACUCUGCACAUUCCCCGCUUAGUAACAAGCCAUGAGGCUGACUUUGUGCCUAAUAAAUGACAGAUCUAUCGUUCUUAUACUGAAUUAAUAAACCUUUAAAUAGCUGAUGGAUAUAUAGAAUAGCCUAUCCACUGUAUAUUAUGAAUCCAUUCUUUGAAAAUGGUGCAUUGUGAUGAAACGUUACUGUACUUUGCAUGGUUUUUGAAAAUGACAUUUAGAGUUUGUCUUUUUUUAAGGGAUCAUAAACAAGUGUUACCUUUUAUAAGAGGGAGUCUUUGGGUGUGCCACUUUAAUAAUGGAUUUGUUUGUUUUGAUAAAUGUUUUACAUACAGUAUAAUAGACAGACAGAAACAGGGCCUUAUAUCUGUCUAGAUGAACAAGACUGUUUGCAACUUGAGAAUCUGGGGAAGUUUUUUUGGGUGGCUAAAGGGGUGGAGCUUUAUUUUUGUUGUAUAAUAGACUUGUGUACUUAAACUUUGCACACCUGAUAAGUACACAGAAAGAGUAAGGGUGUGGUUUGAUGUAUGCAUGGGUUGGAAUUGCAGUUUGAAAAUAUGUGGAAGCUGAAAUAAACAUACGAAAACUGUACUCAAACUAAAAAUAAAAACUAUGAUCAAGCACAA
This is a messenger RNA of Triplophysa rosa, 3274 nucleotides long. RefSeq names its product adenosine monophosphate deaminase 3b (gene ampd3b). Gene Ontology annotation, molecular function: AMP deaminase activity. Gene Ontology annotation, cellular component: cytosol. Bases 189 to 2522 code for a protein of 777 amino acids. The transcript is spliced from 16 exons. Gene Ontology annotation, biological process: AMP metabolic process; IMP salvage. NCBI's taxonomy places the organism in Eukaryota, Metazoa, Chordata, Actinopteri, Cypriniformes, Nemacheilidae. The record is from RefSeq and is a predicted model, not a curated record.